This is a messenger RNA of Branchiostoma belcheri (Belcher's lancelet), 4898 nucleotides long. RefSeq names its product GRIP and coiled-coil domain-containing protein 2-like. NCBI's taxonomy places the organism in Eukaryota, Metazoa, Chordata, Leptocardii, Amphioxiformes, Branchiostomatidae. The record is from RefSeq and is a predicted model, not a curated record. The coding region runs from base 96 to 4883 and encodes 1595 amino acids. The transcript is spliced from 8 exons.
GCCGAUGUGUCGCUGAGCCUAGCUACAAGCUUUGAUCCUAUAUUACAGCGACAGCAGGUGUUUAGAGCUGUUGCUAGGACGACCAGGUAAACGCCAUGGCUGAGCAGGGCCAGGGAGGCGGCCCCGCGUCUCAACCCUCGCCUGCAGGGAAAGGUGGGAAGUCACAGCUUGACAACUUACCCAAGGAAGAGCUCAUCAAGUAUGUGAAGAAGCAGUUGAUGAUCUUGCACAAGACAAAGGCAAAAUGUGAAGAACUUAACACUGAACUCGUCAAACUAAAGAAAGAGAAGGAGGACUCUUCAGGCGCGAGUAAAGACUCCAACACGGAAGACCAGGCGAUUUUGUCCGAGAUGCAGACAGAAAAAGAACAGCUGCAAGCAGAGAGAGAUGAACUCAAGGCUGCAAACGCUCGGCUUCAGAGGGAGACAAAACAGCUGCAAGUUGACAGAGAUCAGCUACAGACAGACAAAGAUGGCCUGCAGUCACAGAAAGAUGAGCUGCAGUCAAGGAAGUCAGAGCUGCAGCAACAGCUGGAGAAGAGUCAACAGUCCCUGCAGAAUGUGCAGACACAGUGCAACAAGAUGAGGGAAGAGCGAGAAAUGAUGAUGGGAGAGAUGAACAACGCCUUGAUGAAAGUAGAGGAGCUCCAACGGGAGAAGUCGCAGUGGAAGGACCAGGUAGACAGCCAAGCCGAGGACUUUGCCGAGGUGAAGAAGGCAAAGCAGAACUUGCAGCAACAGCUGUUGGCAGCAACGACUGAGAACAGCAAACUGAAGGAUUCGCUGACAAGCGCACAGCAAGAGUUAGCUGUCAUGAAGGAAAGGCUGGACAGCAUGAUCACUGAGAAACAGGAACAGCAAGAAGACCUCCAGGGAAAGCUACAAGAGGCAACGACAGCAAUGGAACAACUUAGAACACAGGUAGAGACAGCCGAAACAGCAAAGAGUGACCUUGAGACACAGCUGGAGGCCAGCAAAUCACAGAUUAGCACAUUGGAAGAGCAGCAGAAAGAGCUGAGGGAUGGUUAUGAAAAGAUGGACAGCGAGAAGUCUGAGGGACAAGAGGAGGUUGCAACACUUAGGGAAGAGAGAACAGCACUGCAGCAGAAGGUAGAGGAACUAGAGAUGGUGCAGAAAGAAUUGACAGCAAAACUGGAAGCUGCAGAUGCCUCAAUUGCAAAAGUAAAAGAAGAGCUAGAGUCAACACACAGCAACACUGUAGAUCAGAUCCAAAAAGAGCAUGAGCAACAGCAAGAACACCUAAAACAGGAAAUAGAGAAGAUCACAGCUGAAAAAGCAAAUGUUGAAGAAGAGAGGGACCAGGCGUUGUCUGAGAAAGAGCAACUACAGAUGCAAUAUCAAAAUAUUAUGUCAGAGAAAGAGCAAUUAGAGAACCAUGGGGAGCAGGCUUCAUCUCUGACGAGUCAAUUAGAGUCGGAGAACGAACAGCUACAAGUUGAAAAACAACAGCUGCAAGUAGAAAAGGAACAGCUACAGACAGAAACAGAACAGCUGAAAGCAGAGAAAGAUCAACUACAAACAGCAAAGGAGCAGGUGGAAAUGGAAAAUGGUCAGCUGCAAACAGAAAUGGAAAAGCUGCAAACAGAAAAUCAACAGCUGCAAAUGGAGAAACAUCAACUUCAAACAGAGAAAGAACAGACACAGACAGACAGUGAGCAGCUGAAGACAAGGAUGAAACAGCUGGAAAAUGAGAAAGAACAACUUCACACUGAUAAAGAACAGCUAUGCGCUGAAAGGAACCAAGCUGUCGCUGAGAAAGAGGAGAUGCAGAAUAAGAUAGAUGAGGUGCUAGUCGAGAACAGUGAGUUGAGGAAAGACAGGGACCAGGCUGAAGUAGACAGACAGAAGCUGCAAACAGAGAGGGAUCAGGCUGUAUCAGAGAAGGAGAGUCUGGAUACAGAGAAAGCAGAAGGUGACCAAGAGCAGAGUGACGAAAGAAACCAGGAAAAGGCUGACAUGGACCAACUUAGGGUAGAAAGAGAUCAACUUCUGGCAGAUGUUGAACAGCUGAAGAAGGAGUUAGACCGAGCUGCAGCAGAUAAAGAACAGCUACAAAGCGAGUGCAACCAGAUAUCAGCUGUAAAGGAACAGCUGGAAAAGGACAAAGACCAAGCUGUAGCUGAAAAGACACAGCUAGAAAGUGAGAGGGAUCAAGCUGUUCAUGAUAAGGAAGAGCUACAGAAGGAAAGAGAUGAAGGUGAAACUAGCAGGAGAAACCUGCAGUGUGAGGUAGAACAGAUAACUGCUGCUAAAGAGCUGGUGCAACAUGAGAGAGACCAAGCUAAAGCUGCAUCUGAGCAGCUCCAAACUGAAAGGGAUCAAGCUGUGACUGAGAAGGAAGAGCUUCAGAAGGAAAUGGACCAGUCAUUGGCAAAGAAUGAACAGCUUCAAGCUGAAAAAGACCAGAUCCUAACAGCUAAGGAACAUCUACAACAGGAACUGGACCAGGCUGUAGAAAAGAACGAGCAGCUCCAAGCUGAGAAAGACCAGAUUUUGACAGCUAAGGAACAGCUACAGCAUGAAUUGGAGAAGGCUGUAGCUUCAAAAGAACAGCUCAUUGAGAUGCAAAGGUCCUUAAACGAGCAGGAUGAGAGUGAGAAAGACCAGACCAUUAAACUACUGCAGAAAGAGAAGAAUGAAAUACUUUGUACGUUAGAACAGAUCAAGAAUGAGAAAGAUCAGAUUACACACACCAAGGAACAGUUGCAGGCUGAAAGAGAUCAAGCCGUAACUGACAAAGACAACACAGAAAAAGAAAGAGACCAAGUCAUAGCUGUCAAAGAAGAGGUAGAAAAGGAAAGAGAUCAACUGAUAGCUGUCAAAGAAGAGCUAGAGGGAAAACAUGAACAAAUGCUAGGCGAAAUGAAAGUGCUUCAGGCUGAGAAAGACAAGGUCAUAGCUAACAUAGAACAGCUGCAAAUUGAGAGAGAUCAGGCUAUAGCUGACAAAGAGGAAAUGCAAAGUGAAAAAGAGCAAUUGAUAAAUGACAAAGAAAAGAUACAAGCUGAAAAGGAGGAAGCUUUAGCUGAAGUAGAACGGAUACAAAGGGAAAGAGACCAGGCUAUAGCAGAGAAGGAGAAAUUCCAAAAUGAAAGAGAAGAAGCUAAGAAUGUGGAAGUUGUCUCGAACAGUAAAGAAGAACAACAGACACAGAUGACAGCCAGUUUGCAGAGUGAUCUUCAAAAAGUCAAGUCAGAUCUUAAACAGAAGGAGGAAAUUGCACAUAAACUAAAAGCCAUGGCUGUCAAACUCAAGCGAGAACUUGAAGAGUCAAGAAAGGAAAACUCCAGGCUUAGCAAGGAGCUCCAGUCAGUGAAAGACAUCCAGAAGGAGCAAGAAGGAAAGCUAGCAGCAAAUUCAGGCGCUGAUUCCCAGCUGCAGCAGCUCCAGGGAGAGUAUGAAAAACUUGAGCUGACUUAUGAAGAGACUGCAGCUAACUUGGAAAAAGUUGAGAAGGAAUUAGAGGAAAGAAUAAAGCAGCACGAGGACCUACAGCAGGAGUAUGCACAGCUGAAGACACAGAUUGUAGAUUUGCAAGCCACGAACGACUCAAUGUCGGAUCUCAACCAGCAUCUCGAAGGUAGGGUGCAUGAUCUACAAAAGCAACUUGCACAAGCUGAAGAAGAUAGAGAUGCACAGAUGAUUAUGAAGGAAGAGAAAACCAAAGAGUGCGAGCAAAGUGUUGAGAAGAUCGGUCAGUUGGAGAAACAGCUGACUGAUGAGCACAAGCAGCACCAGGCCACGACACAGCGCCUGGAGAGAGCACUACAGGAAGCCCAGCAGAGCAACGUCAUGAAUCUGGAAAUCGCAGACUACGAGCGUACAGUGAGCGAGCUUAACCAACAGGUGGCUAUACAUGAGAGCAAGAUUUCUGCGCUUAACUCCGAGAUCGAAGGGAAAGAAGAAAGGAUACAUCAACUGAUGAGGCAGGUCACGACAACAGAAGAGUCCCUCACGCAGGAACAGGAGAGGGCCAGCAAACUUAAAGCUCUACUCAUCAAGGCAAAGAGGGACGUAGAGGAGGGGAAGAAGCUACAGACUGAGAAAGGGAAGGUGGAAGCUGCGCUACGUGGACAGCUGGAGUUCUCUCAGCAGGAGAUUGAAGGACACAAGGUACAGCUGGCUCAGGUCAUGGCAGAGACACAGCAGCUACAGCAGAAGGUGCUGUCCUCUGCCGAGGUACAGCGCAGGACAGCAGAGAAGCUGGAGGGGAGGGUCAGCAGCCUGGAACAGGAGAGGGACGCUGCGGAGACACAGCUAGCAGAGGUCAGGGCGGAGUACGACAGCUACAAGGUCAGGGUGCACAGCGUGCUGAAACAGAAGACCAAGACAGCCGUGCCUCAGAUGGCCGCCGACAUGGACAAGCAGGAGAAACUCCAGCUGGAGCGACAAACACAACAACUACAACAUAAGGUGAAGGAACUGUCCGAGCAGCUGCAGGCGGCUGCGGAGGAUCAGCAGGAGCUGCAGGUGCAGUACGACCACCUGCAGAAGCAGCACACGCAACUGAGCCAGCAGCUCAGGGACAAGGACAGGGUCUGGCAGGCCAGGAUCAACAAACUACAGACGGAGGUGGAGAACAGGCGCGAGGAACAGUCCCAGACUGUGAGACAGCUGGAACAGCAGAACGAGUCGGUGACCUUGUCCUUCAAGGAGAGGAUCAACAUGAUGGAGGAACAGCACAAGCGGGAGGUCGGCGGCCUCCAGGAGAAGCUGCAGACAGCGGAGACCGAGCUGGCACAGCUGAGGGCAGCCGACAGACACGUCAGCCCCCCUCCCACUCCCAGCCACGCCAUCAUGACCACACCGACUCCGGAACAGGUUGUUGUUGUUUUUUUUUUUUUCUAUGAUGUGCUAAUGUAAACAAUAGCCUGGGUU